GAGAGACACGUGAGAGAGACAGACAUCCAGACAAUACACAGAAAGGAGAGACCUGGAAGGGAGGGUCACUGUCCCACUAUACAGAGAAAGGCUGCCCCUACCACUGACCCUGAUGCUGAGCCUGCAGUGGCCCACAGGUCUACUGGUGCUAUCCCCAACCCCCCCUCCACACUGGACAAGCAGACCAACUGGUCCAAGGCCCUGCCUCUGCCCACCCCUCAGGAGAGGAUGAAGAGUGACCCAGCAGUCGUGUCCUCGUGCAUCAUCCCCAUCAACGUCACUGGGGUGGGGUUCGACAGGGAGGCUAGUGUGCGCUGCUCCCUGGUACACUCCCAGUCUGUGCUGCAGAGGAGGAGGAAGCUGAGGAGGAGGAAGACCAUCACCGGGAUCCCCAGACGAGUUCAACAGGACAUGGACUCUGAUGAGUCUCCAGUGACGAGGGAAAGGACAGUGGUGGUCCACACCAACCCUCACCUGUCCCUCUGUCAGGAGGAGCUGUCCCUCCGAGGGGGACACACCAAGGACUCCGGCUGCCAGACGGACGACUGCCUGACCGGUGGCGGUGGCGCCCCGUCCAGGAGACGUAUACGUGCCCAGCGCGGCGGCCAGGGGGGCAUCCCCGCCUCCCUCUCCCACUCCACCGGGAACAUCUCCUCACUCCCCGACCACCCUGACACCGCCAUGUACACCGCCUCCGGCUCCCGCCUCCGCUCCCGCAGCCUCCCCCGCGAGGGCGGCCGCAUACGCGACGAGGACCAGGACGACAGUGACGAAGAUGAGGAUGAUGAUGACGACGAUGAUGACGAAGAUGAGGAGCUCUCUCCAUACGAGACGGAGGACUUCCUCCCGGGAACGGGGCCAAGGAUGUUAAAAGAGGAGGAGGAGAGUACGGAUGACCAGGCCAUGCCAGAGCUGCAGCUGGGGAGUCUGAAGAGAAUACAGCAAGGAGACGGGGGGAGUCCAGAACACAUGUGGAUGGAGAGGGGUCGCUCCCGCCUCCCCCGUCAGGUCGACAUGGGGAACUGUGAGAUCUCCUCCAGCUCAGACACCUUCAGCAGCCCCAUCCACUCUGUCUCUACUACGGGGGUGCUGAGAGGACAGAUAGACCACAAGGAGGACCACCAGUCGUCCAGUGGUAACUGGAGUGGCAGCAGUUCCACAUGCCCCUCCCAGACCUCUGAGACACUCCCCCCCGCCGCAUCCCCCCCUCUGACCGGCUCCUCCCACUGUGACUCGGAGCUGUCGCUCAACGCCGCGCCGCACGCCAUCGAUGACCUCACCGGCUUUAUCAUCGACCCCUACCAUUCGGAUCAGCCGCAGGGCCAGGGUCAUAGGUCCAGCUCCUUCACCUCCUCAGCCACUGACCAGCUGGAUGAUGCAGGGGUCAGUACUGCCAGCGAGGGAGAGUGGACCUACCCUCAAGACCAGGCUGAUCAGGACCAGCUGUGUAGUCAGGACUUCAGCCCCAGGCGUUCGUCCAGGGGGGACCAGACCAGGAUAGACUUCACCAACAUCAGCAGCUACGACGGCUUCUCAGACCGAGCUCCUACUGCUGCAGCAGACUCCCAGGGCUUCUACUCAUCCUCCAUGCACUUUGACUCCAUGCAGGGCCAGAGUUACAGGAGAUACAUGUACAACUAUGCAGCAGUGGGCUCUGGCGCUGACUGUGGCCAGGGUAAUACUGUGGGCGCUACGCCUGGUGAGGGAGAGGGCAUGGCUGGGUAUCCUCCUCAGUCCUCUGACUACAGGGGAGCCACCCUGACGCUAGGGAGGCCGUGUCGUCCGCUGAAGAAACCAAAGGUCAAGCCACCCCCACCAAAACGGAGCUCCUCGCUGAAGGAGACGUGUAGCGCUGGUGCUCCAGAGAACAUCCCCCCUGAGCAGGGCAAUGAGCAGGGCGAUGAGCAGGGCGAUGAGCAGGGCGAUGAGCAGGGCAAUGAGCAGGGCGAUGAGCAGGGCAAUGAGCAGGGCAACCAGGACCAACCAAAGAUUCAUAGUAGUGGGCAGACCCAGACCCUGAACCUGCCCAUGUCUUCCAGAGACAGAGAGAUGAGGCUGCAGCUGGACAUGGCCAGCCCGGGGGAGGUGGAGAAUCCUGGGUUGGAGGCUGAGGUGUUGGGUGGUGGUGGUACCUGGGGGAUGGGGAGCCCCAGGAGCCCCAGGACUGUGGAGAUGACGGAGCCCACCUCGUUCGGGUCCACUGACACUCACUCUUUCAAGGACGAGGGCGCCGUUCAGUCUGACUAUGCAGACCUCUGGUUCCUCAACGACUUGAAAUCCCAAAAUAACCUGGACCCCAACGGCUCCUUGUCCAACUCCAGCACUGCUACGGGUACUACUGUUAUUGAAUGCAUCAAGUCGCCGGUGGACAGCUCCUCCUCUCCCGGGGGAGAGACCCAGGCAUUGAUGCAUUCCUCCGGAUCUUGUUCCAGCUCCUCCAGGCCCACCUCCCCUCCUCUUCCCCCCGGGGAUGGAGACUUCAAGCUGGGCUCUCCUGAGAAGCUGGCCGGCCUCGCCUCGCCCUCCAGCGGAUAUUCCAGCCAAUCGGAGACGCCCACGUCUUCAUUCCCAUUAGCGUUCUUCCCCGGCCCGCUCUCUCCGACCAGCGGGAAACGGAAACCCAAAGUCCCCGAGAGGAAGUCUUCUCUAUCCUCGCUGCAGCACCAGGCCCAGACCCAGUUCUCUAGCUCGGCCUCUGGAUCCUCCUCUUCCUGUUCCUCUUCCUCUUCCUCGUCAUCCAGGAAGGACUAUGACUUCCCGGCUCCACCCACCCAGCUGGACUUAAGUUCUCUUCACAGCGCCCAUGGCAGCCGGCCGUUACCCACUCUGGCCCACCGGACCCACAUGCACACGCUGCACCAGAACAAGCAGAGGGCAGCAGCAGCAGCAGAGGCCCGGGCCACCGCGUGUAACACUGCAGCCGUUAACGCUAAUGCUAGUGCUACAGCUAGUGCUAACGCUAACGCUAGUUCUAAUGCUAACGCUAGUGCUAGUGCUAACGCUAGUGCAGCCCCCUCUGGGUUUAUCAAUGGAUCCACUCUGACUCCAGAGGCCCCACUUGCUGCCAACCCCAUGGCCCUGGCCAUCACCCCCACUGUGCUGCGCUCCGUCCAGCUACGUUCCAUCGGCCACAGGGCCACCGAUGGUUCUCAGCCCCAGGCCCGGGGCCAGGCUCAGGGUGCUCAGGGCCAGGAGCCUCCACCACCACAAGCAUGGGCCCACGAGGCUUCAGGGGCCCCUGCCACCAGACCCAAGAUGCCCAGUGUAACCAUCGUGAGAGACCCAUCGCCCAGAAACCCCCACCACCACCGACCCAGGACCCCCACCACCCUUCUCAGGAGCACCACCACUCUGUACCCCAGCCCCAGCACCACCCCACCCCCAUGCAGCACCCGGACGGCCCCCCCGACCUAUGAGAGCCUGGCCAGGCACCGGCAGGACCGCUACAGCCCCGGAACCUUCUGGGCAAUGACGGCGUUCCGGACGCGCCCUGCGGAACCUUUGGAACUUGAGGAACCCACGCACCGAGCGCCACCGCCAACUCCGGAACCCGUGAUUCCUACUACACACCCGGACCAUGUGAUAGAUCUAAGAGGUCGGAGCGGAGAGGACCGCUAUGAGAUGACAUCAUCAGGGGUUCCUACCAGAAGUGCCUCUCAGGAUAACAGCAGAGAUGACUCCACCACACCGGACACAGAGGACUACUUCAGCAAAGAACCACAGCUAGACAUCAGAACAACAGCAGAAACCCAUUCUAGGUCCAAGAGAAAAGUCCUGGGCCGUAAAGACUCUGGAGAGCUGAGUGGGAAGAGCCGUCUGUGUCCUCCUCCGGCUGCCGUCGUUCCACCUGCAGCUAUCCUCCCAGCCAUCCCCCUCCGCCCCCUCUCAUCAUCCCCCCCCCAGCCCUCUCCCACCCUGACCGCGGCCGGGACCCAGCGCACCCCAGGACCCAUCUACCGCAGCGCCAAGAAGUCCAGCACCUCCAACGAGGAGUUCAAGCUGCUUCUCCUGAAGAAGGGCAGUCGGACUGAUUCCAGCUACCGCAUGUCUGCUACAGAGAUCCUCAAGAGCCCCAUCGCCCCUAAGUCCCCUGGGCACCCCUUGGCUGCUGAGGGCCAGGUCAGGUACCCCACCGAGGAGCCCCCCUCUCCCCUGCAGGAGCCAUCAUUGCAGGCGGACGGGGAGCAACUCUUCCCCCCCAGCCUCUUCCCCAGGCCCAGUUCAGACAGCUUCAGCCCUAAAACACCCCCCACGUCGGCUUCGUCCAGACAGGGGCGCUCCCGGAUCCCCCCUGCAGCCAAUAGUAGUCGCUACAGCACCCGUAGCCGACUCUAUACGGCACCCAUGCAGGUCAUAUCAGAGGGGGAGACUGAGAACUCAGAUGGGAGUCCCCAUGAUGAUCGCUCCGCGUAAUGAUCGCUCUGCUCAGUGCAGAAACAUGUACCCUAAUCCUUAUUUGGUGUGCUACUUUUGAUCAGGGCCCAUAUAAGGAAUAGGGUGCCAUUUGGGACGAAGACAUAUUUAUAUGGAUCUGGUUCAGUGCUGUUACUGUUCUUAUCUACUGAGUACUGACGGAUACACAACUCAACAAAGAGGGUAUAACCAGAGAGAAGACUACUCUGGACUGCCUGCCUGGGGGUUUGAUAUCUUGGUGCAGAACUGAAGAACACAACUUUGUGUUUUGUUCAGAGUGUAAAGAAAGAUUUUUUUUUUCUUGUUUUGAACUUUGAACUCCCUUUUUAAAUAACCCAAGAUCCUGUAUUGAGUGAAACGUGGACAAGAGGAUAAAAAUGGAGCGGUAAAGACAACCUGUGUGUGUGUUGGAGCCUAAUGGAACAUCCAUCGUCAUUUUUUAUCUUCUUGGAUGUUGGAUGACUUGUAUGUCGUGUCCUAACGUGACCCUAAAAUAACUGCUUUCCGAAAGAAUUGCAUUUCUCUCUACACUUACACAGAGGACAGGUCAUUAUUUCAACCAUAAACAAAAUAUUCCCAGUCGACAAAAAUGAAUAAGCUAUAUGUUUUGUAUUGCUACCGCCCCAACACAAAACAAUGGACUGUGAUCACUAUUGACAACCAUGUGUCAAAGUAUUGUUUUACCAAGAGUGAGUUAACAACACACAUAGGUCAACAUGCCAUCCUCACAUAGAUAAACUACAUGUAAAGGAAUAGGAAUGACCUAUGACCCUAGAAGAGCUCUCAGUGCAGGGAUUCCUGGCAGGGACACAUAAGGGAAAUAUUUGGUCUUGUUGAAGUGAUGUGGUGCAGAUGUCAAGGUGUCAGAAGAGAUGAUGGGACAAUCGUGUUGUGGCCUUUCUGCGCUG
Molecule: messenger RNA, 5321 nt
Organism: Oncorhynchus gorbuscha (pink salmon)
Lineage: Eukaryota; Metazoa; Chordata; Actinopteri; Salmoniformes; Salmonidae
Product: Nance-Horan syndrome protein-like
Biological process (GO): cell differentiation; lens development in camera-type eye
Source: RefSeq, a predicted model, not a curated record